Calliphora vicina (urban bluebottle blowfly) is the source of this 2673-nucleotide messenger RNA. Its product is annotated as probable serine hydrolase. The transcript is spliced from 2 exons. The record is from RefSeq and is a predicted model, not a curated record. The coding region runs from base 125 to 1150 and encodes 341 amino acids. Lineage: Eukaryota; Metazoa; Arthropoda; Insecta; Diptera; Calliphoridae.
AUUUAGUAGGUCUAAAACACUCUUUAUAAACAGAUCGUAUUUUAUUUUAAAUAGCUGAUGUUAUGGAAGUUUAAAUAAAAUUAUUGAAAUAAAUUGCAGACAACUAAACUAAACAUUUUGAACAAUGGCAGCAAAUCACAUAAAAGAAAUAAAACGAGAGUUCAUAGACCUAAGCAUACCUAUGCCCUGGGGUCAUAUUGUGGGACGUUGGUAUGGCAAUCGUAAAGUUAGACCCAUCUUGGCCCUACAUGGUUGGCUAGACAAUAUGGGUACCUGGAAUACCCUGAUACCUCUACUACCCGAACAUCUGGGUAUACUCUGCAUUGAUCUACCCGGUCAUGGUUUAUCUCCCAAACUGCCUAAGGGCAUAGUCUAUCAUGCUGUCGACUAUGUCUGUGUAAUAUUACGUAUAAUGGAAGUAUAUGAAUGGAAAAAAGUCUCUAUAUUAGCACACUCCAUGAGCUCUAUGUUAUCUUUUAUAUUUGCCUCUUUGUAUCCUGAUCGCCUGGACAUGCUAAUUAGUAUAGAUGUGGUGCGUACACGUUAUCGAGAUCCGAGCACUCAAUUAGAAUUUAUACGCAAUAAUAUAGAGAAAUAUUUAGUGGAAGAUGAUCGUUUACAGCUGGCCGCUCAAAUGGAACCGCCUGCAUAUACCCAGGAUCAGUUGCUGCAGGUAAUGUUUGAGGGUUCCGGUAAAUCGGUGGCCUUGGAGAAUUGUCAACAUAUUUUAGAGCGUAAUAUCACCAAAUCAGUUAAAUAUCCUGAUAAAUACUAUUUCUCACGUGAUGGUCGUGUCAAGUUCUACUUCGAAUUCACAACAUCACCACCCUUUGCAGCCGAAUUGGCACGACGAAUUCAUGAUGUACCCUACUGUGUCAUUAAGGGCUCACAGUCAAACUUCAUAGACGAACAGAGUGCAGAAGUUAUAGAAAUAUUGAAGGGUAAAAAUCCUCAUUUUGAACUACAUGAAGUAGAGGGUACCCAUCAUGUACAUCUCAAUAAUCCGCAAGGUGUGGCCGCUAUUAUCAAUCCAUUUAUAAAUAGACACCGACCACCUUUAAUAGAGACUUGGUCCUUGAAUGAUGUGAUUGUAAGCGAAACCAUGGAAGAGUGGAGUAUUAAGACGAAAAAACGGAAGAGUAAAUUAUGACUAUUACCUUUCUUUACGAACUGUGCUAUGGAAACCAUAAAAAGCGAUGACGAAUCUAGUGAUAGUGAAAGCAGUUUUUAAUGAAUUGCUAAACCUGUAAGGAUUGUAAAUAUAUACAAGUCAUGCUUAACUGAAAACUAUAAAGUUUGAGCGAUAACUGAUAAGAUUUGGUUUCAAAACAGUUCUGUAAAGAGUUAGUCAAUUAAAAUUAAUUCCGCAAGUGGAAGUUGUUUCCUUAUAUGUUUAUAAAAACCCCUAAUUCUGAAACACGGAAAACAAUUUAUUUUUUUUAUAAAAAAAACACUAAACAUUAUUUGAAAGCAAAGUGAUUUUUAUAUAGGUGCCUAGUUUCUGAAUUAGGCACCCAUACAGAAAUACACAUAGAGUGGAAACUAGAAAAAAACUCAAACAAAAAAAUUGCUCCAAUUCAUAACACAUACGAGUGUUGUUUUUGUUUUCAUAUAGUUUUUUUUUACUAACACAUCACCACUUAUGUUAUUGACAACUGAGUUAGGUCUUUGACAGGAGAGGUUCCUAUCUAGUUGUAUUUAUCUAUGGUCAAACCCUUUAACUUAUUAUAAUAUUAAUAACCCAAAAUUAGCUUAUUUCAAGAGACAAGUUUCAUUAAGUCUUAAAUAUAUUAAAAUUGCCUAAUUAAUUUAAUGUAAAAAUAUUUCUUAAUACUAUUUACAUAUAUUUAAGUAGAACAUUGUAUCCAAUUUUUAAUUUCGCAAAUAUUUUAUGUUAAAUUAACUUCAUAAAUACAACACAAAAUGGCCAACGAUUAUCACCUAAAGUCUAUUUAACCCUCUAACGUGUUACUUUGCUAUUGACAGUUUUUACCCCAAAGUAAAUAAAUUUAAAAUGUUGUGGCCAGAAGUUGAAAUGUUAUGACUAAAAGACUCAAAAGGCAUUAAUAAUAUUUAUUAUGUUUAAAUAAUAAUUACAUUAAGUAAAUAUUUAUAAAUUUACUUUAGUAUUUGUUAUGAUUUUUGUUAUUAAAUAAAUAUUUAUGUAUGUUUAAAUGUGUAGAAUUUAUUUAUUAUUCAAAUAAUAUGUUGUAUAUUUUGUUGAUUUAUUAAAGUUAUAAAUAAAAUGUAAUUUAAAGUAGUAUCUAGUAGGUAAUUUAGAAUUUAUACAUUUAUAAAUUAAUAAAACAUUUAAGCAAGUUUUUAUUUAGAUAUUUAUAUUAAUUUACCAGGAAAAUUUUGUUCAGUUUAUUACAGAAUCACUAGUGCUAGAAUGACAAUAAUCAAAAAUCCUCAAAAAUCGUGAAAAUCAAACUCAAACAAAUUUUUACGGAAAUAUAAAAUAAAAUAUGAAAUAAUUUUAUAGUAUAAAUUUAUUUGUUUUAAAUAAAAUAAAGUUAAUAUAACGAAAAACUAACAUAAUCAGUAGAAAAAUAUUAUAAAAUAAAAAGUAAUUCUUUGAAUAUUUUUAAUGAAAAAAAAAUAAAAUAAACACAAAACAAGUAAGAAAAUAUGGUUGGUCAAGUCCGGCUAUAUAAUAUCCUUCACUAAAAA